AAUGAGUUUGUGGUGUUGACUUGGUCUCCAAAUUCCCCAGAUCUCAAUCCAAGCAUCUGUGGGAUGUGCUGAAUAAACAAGUGCGAUCCAUGUUAUGCCUGAUCGGUGUAUGCGUUCAUGUUGUAUAGUGUAAGUACAGUGGGGUCCAAAAGUCUGUAAAAUAAACAGGUUUAAUAUAAACUAUAUGCGUAAUUUAUCAUAAAAAAUGCAAAAUCAAAAAUAUAUUCACUAUGUAUGUUCUUGCCCUUCAUUUGAUUAGCAUUGCUAUUCUGAUAUCAUUACCUGACUGUGAAUUCUUUGUGAUUAUAUUUAUUGCCUACUAAAUAUGCUAACAGACUUGACAAUUAGCUAACUGUUUUCCCAGAGUAAUCAAUUUUUUUUUCUCUUUCAGAUGUUGUAUUUAACAUGCAAUGGUAAAUAAUCUUGAUUGUCUUCAUAAACCAAAAACGUUUUCCUACCUACAGCAAUGCUUCAAGAGAUGGAAGUCAUUAGAGAAAAAUAUUUCAGCUAUGAAUGUGGCUCAGCCCUUGAUGGUCUUGUUUAGGUUUGUCCUCUGCCACCCUGACUCAAUCUGGAUGUCCUCAUGCAAAGUAAUCUCUGUCCUUUUUUUUUUUACAUUCACAUGAAUUGCAAUUUAAGCUUUUCUAGACACACCAUGUAUUAAAGGAUUAGGUCUAAAGCCUAGGUGGGAGAGGUGGUUUUAUGGGCUUAAUAAAAUCAGGAAGAUAGGCCCCUUGCUAUUUCAGGUCUCACUUCCCAUGCUCAAAGGAAAAAUGAUUAUAACACAACUACUUUUAAAAUAAUAAUAAUAAUAAUAAUAAUAAUCAUGUUGCUGUAUUAAUUAUGUCAGGUUUUGUAUGUAGACAAACUUUAAAAUGUUUUGCUUAUGAUCAUUUGAAAUUAAUAUUAUAUAUUCAGCUGCUUCUGACUUGGAUUUGAUGGUCUUCAGGAAUUUCUGGAUCUUUCCUUGAUUAAAAGAAUGAAUAAUGAAUAUGUCAGUUACGGUAAUGGAGAUUUUAUAAAUUGGAUUUUAAUAUUUCUUUUCUGCCAGAACACUCUCAUUCUCAUGCUGUUAAAAUUGUUUACAAAAUUAUCACAUUUAAGUGUGAAAGUUCAAACAUCCAUCACAAACAUUUUAAGGUGUCUUUACAUUUCACUCCUAAUUUGCUUAUUUAAUGACUUUAAUAAUAAAGUGUGCUUGAAGAUUUUACUAGUAAUCCGUUUCCAGAAGUGUAGAAACCUCAUUAUAUAAGUGCCAGAAUAGCCUUUUAUCUUAUCAGAAGGCAAUUGUAGUGAUUUACUUUGUUUGGGUCCCUUGGAAAAUUAAAUCACCAGGAAUCCAUUACAGAGUUCUUGGCAUAGUCUAUUAUAUCUUGUGUAAUACAUAUGUUUAGGUUGCAUUAGUUGUACUGUAGCAAGCCAUGAAAGUAUCUCUUUUGAGUGCCAAAUGAUUUUGGCAUAGACUAUCUCCAACAAAGCUAAAAUACAUCUGGUCUGACAUUAACUUGACACUCACUAUGAGUUUCAGCCUAUUAUUUAUUUCACAACUUUUCCACAAUAUGUUGCAAAUUCUAUUGUGUCUCUGGAUUUAAAACUUCUCAUUUGACACAUGAUAGAAGGGGCAGAGGGGUAGCAGACCUUUGUGACACUUCUGUCAAUUAUUCAGGAGUAAGCAUGCUUUCUGGUUCAGGUUUCCUUAGUGCAGCUACAAGACAGCUAUCACAUAGCAAAACAAUGUCUGUGUCUCACAAGGACAGCAUUCAGUCUAGCAAAGUGUUUAUGGCUUUUCUAAUAUUUUUUUCUGAUGGCAAGUCAACCAUAUUACAGUUGUUGGCAUUACAGGUUAUGAUAUCUUACAUUGCACAUAGUGUUUUUUUUAAAGAGUAUGCAAAUAAUGCCUUUGGCGAAUGCAAAGGUACCUCAUAUCAUCUCUCAAAGCCUUGCUAAUCAGCAACACUGUUGUCAUGUGUUCAUGGGAAAGAACUUUGAUCCUCAGCAUUUACUGUACAAACAGCAGCAUCCUGGUCAUAUAGUCUUACGUUGGUCAUUUAUAUGUAGUAUAUCAGCCAACUCCACCUCUUAGGUAAAUUACAUUUACCAUUCUCACUGAUUAUGUUUGCAAUAGCCAGGGUAUGGUAUCUAUUUUCAUAGUUAUAUAGACAUAUCACCAAUUAAAACAAAAUAUUCUGGUGUAAACACAUUCAUCACUCCAAUGUAAUUUGCAUGUCUAAUGUUUUAUUUUAUUGGGUUGUUUUUUCUCUGCAGUGGAUUUUUUUUUUUUUUUUUACAUUUUAUAUAUAACAAUAUGUAAGCUAACUUGAUAGAAUUUUGAAGGUUUUUAUUGGAUAAUGUAAAUAGAAUGUUAGUUCUUGAAGCAAAGGUAGGGGUGAGAUGUGUUUUCAUAGCGAUCACCUGCACCAGGUGGAAUGAUACUGGUCCCCGCCCUUAGAGAACACAGGAUGCAAAUGCUCUUGUUGUACAUAUCAGGUUUUUAGUCACCCUGUGGGAGGAGAGACAGCUGACAGUGUGCUUCUGCUUGCAGAUACUAAACUACAACCUACACUGGCUGGGAUACGCUAGGGAAGAAGCUUCAAAUAAAAUCCAAUGUCCAGCUGACCACCAUAGAUUUCACUUCAGAGAUGCAAAUUGCAGAAUUGCUCGGAGUGCACUUUGACAUGCAGCUCCUGGGAAAACUGACUCUGUCUGUGGCCACCAUGCUAUUUGUUUCCUUGGUUUUUAGAUUCUACAACUCCAGGACACGAAACAGACGGCAGGGAAGUGAAAGAACUCAACAAAAGGGUGCGCAAGCAACCCGAGGAAGAUACAGCGCAUGCAAUACUGAGCAAGAACCACAGAGUGAAUCUGCAAAGGAGGUGUCUGACAGGGAAAAUCAUUUUCAACCAUCUUCAGAGAAAACCUUGCAAGAAAGCCUUAACAAUGUUGCCUUGGAAAGGGCCCAGCCUGAAACCAUGGAUUUGGACAGUUGUGCAAAGGAGGAACCUGCAGGUAAAAGCAACACAACUGAGGAUAUAAUUGAGGCAAAGAGUGUCAAACCGAGGUUAACCUUGCAACUUCCUGAUGGAAGUGAAAAAGGUCCAGGAAGUCCAAGUGGUCGGCGAUCCCCGUGCCUGGUCAAGACGCUGGAAGCUGGUACAGGUGUUGGCAGGGAGUUGAGGCAGGACAUUGGUCACCAGGGCACGUUCUCGAGUUUUCAGUCAAAAGCAGAAAUUAAAGUAGAGAAUGCUGACGUUAUCUUGGAUGGGCAUGGGAAUCGUAGAACAGGUGUCCAUGGAAAGAUCUACGAGUACUACAUAGAGUCCUCUUCCCAUUUCAUAUCAGAUUUAAGCCCCACCCGGUCUGUCAGUCCAGUCUAUGGUCAAAAUGAAACCAGCACUUUGUUUAAAUCAAAAUCAUUGGACUUACUCAAUUUCAAGGACCGUUCCCGAUCACCAAGUCCACGACCUUCUAGAUUCAUAAUGAGAGAUCUUGAAAUUACUCCACGUUUUACUAACGAGGCUCUCUCAGCUUUCAAACCGGAGACUGUGAGGUACAGAAGGCAAGUAGUCAUCCGCCAGGACAGCUAUCUUACUGCAGCCAGUGACUCGGAGCUUCCAAUUCCCUUGCCCACAAAGAGGACUUUAACACCUCGCAGCUGUUCUCCAGCACAACCCAGUGACAUCCCUUCAAGCCUGUUAGACUCUGACAUAGCAAACCUGGAUGCGCCAGAGGAACCACAAGUCGAAACUGUCGCCGGAGCAAAAUUCUUACACUUUCCAGAGAACGUGGGGAAUGCAGAACUCGAGAGUCUAGCGGGGAAGCUCGAUUUAGGCAACUGCUUGGAGGCUUUAACACUUGCUAAAAAACACGGUCACAUUGCCCUUCAGCAAGCUGCUCUCCGUGUCAUGUCUGAUAAUUACCUCCAGGUCCUCAGAGACCCAGGCCUCUUUGGCAAGCUGAAAGCAGGGGAGCGUGAUCACAUCCAAACACAACGCAUGAGAGGAAGGAAGUGGUUAGUGGUUGCAGAUAUGGAGUCCCCGGACUGGAGUAAAUGUCUGUCACAGUCUACAGAUUUAGAGUCUGAAUCAGUUAAGACAUCCAACGGAAUGUAUUACUACGAUGAUUACAAGGACACAUGGCACCUUCAUUCCCACAUUCCCCAGGAGGUGUUAUCUAAAGGUUGUGCCAUGUGCACCAUGGAUAAUUAUCUGUUUGUCGCUGUGGGUUUCCAAGGCCUGGACCGUGAAGCGACCCGUUCAAAGAAGGUGUACUGUUACAAUCCAAUGACUUCAAUUUGGAGUGAAAUAAGCCCCAUGAAUGAGGCAAGGCCUCACUGCAAACUCGUGGCUCUGCAGGGCCAUCUUUAUGCCAUUGGAGGGGAAUGCCUAUCAACAGUUGAGCGCUACGACCCCAGGACAAACCGAUGGACCUUUGUGGCACCCCUUCCUAACGAUACGUUCGCCGUAGCUCACCGGGCCACGGCUUGCAAUGGUGAACUGUUUGUUGCAGGUGGCACAUUGAGGUACACCCUCUUGCGCUACAAUCCCAAGACCAACACGUGGCGAGAGACCAUGAUUGUGGGCAGUAAGGACAAGACUACUGAAAUUGUGGCUGUGAGAAAUUUCUUGUACCGUUUUGACGUCAAUCCCCUGGGCAUCAGCGUGUAUCGCUUCCACGCAGUGGCCCGACUGUGGUAUGAAUGCUCUUCGAUCCGUCUUCCCCAUUGCACUGCCUUUCAAUGUGUGACUAUGGACAACAUUAUCUACUGCGUGAGCCGUCAGUUUACCUUGAGGUUUCUUGCAGACGAGGUAUCUCCAAGUUUUGUUGCUCAUGAUUUGAAAGUGCUAUCUCAAGCUAAAGGUAUUUUGUUUCCAUUCAUCCUUGUGCUGCCCGAGAGGACCACUCAACAAACUUGUGUUUAAACAGGGUCAGACCUUUCGAGUAGGAGUUUGUCUGGUAAGAACAACACUCAGGAUCAUACAAUGCACAUGACAGAGGAAUGUACUUUUACUUAAUUAGUUGCAAUUUAGAUGAAAUAGCAAGGUUAUUACAUCCAAUUAUUGUAUAGCUAGAUCACAAUUACACAGCACUUACAGAUAAAUAAAUCUGUGAAGGCUAUUUAUUUGUUUGGGCCUGAUGUCUAAAUCAAUCUUUAAAUCCUGAAAAUGUCUAGUGCAAGUGCUUAAAAUGUUUCAGUAAAUAUACCGCUUUUGAAACACUGUGGAAAAUGUUAACCAAUCAAUACUGUGUGUAGAAUAAAGCCGAACUGCAAUUGCGGAGAUGGCAUCAUAAACAACAUGAAUGGCUGCCAUUACUACAAUUUAUGUAAGCUGGCUAAUUAUAUUCAUAGCUUUUGUAUAUUUGCAGUUGUUUCUCAGCAUAACACAUAUGAUAAAUCUUAUAUGAUACCAGCAUAUUUUUAUAUAAGAUGUAAUGUAAACUAUUGGUUGUAAUAUGUUUUGUUUUACUGCAUUUACACAAACCUUGUAGUCAUGUCACAAGAAUGGGGUUUCUUUUAGGUCAGUGGUUUUAAUCUUCUCUGAUUUACCCAAGCAUUUUAUGUUAACACUGCAAAUCACAGAAACACUUUGGACAGUCCAGAGGAAAAGUUUAUCUUUUUGUGUGUAUUUUGUGUGUAUUAUAUGAAAAACUAAUGACUUAAUGGCUAAGGAAAGAAGAAUCUAAUGCUUUGCCUCUUCAGGCACAUUUCUGUAUCUUCUGAAGAAUUGGGAAUAAAAUUCUUUCAUCUAUUAUAA
This is a messenger RNA of Megalobrama amblycephala (Wuchang bream), 5753 nucleotides long. It is a transcript of the gene klhdc7a, whose product is annotated as kelch domain containing 7A. Bases 2640 to 4919 code for a protein of 759 amino acids. The record is from RefSeq and is a predicted model, not a curated record. Gene Ontology annotation, molecular function: protein binding. The transcript has a single exon. Lineage: Eukaryota; Metazoa; Chordata; Actinopteri; Cypriniformes; Xenocyprididae.